AUGGUGCUGCUGACAAGAGAUUGCCAAAGGCAUGAGAUUUACAACGAUCAGUACAGAGCAAUGUUCGUCGAGAACUGUCGGGUCGAUCAUACGAGUAUGAAAAUAGAAAAGACUGGUAAAGAGAAGCGUCGUGAACGACAGCGAUUGCGAAAAAUGGGUCUAAACCCUGCUGAGCAGCCGGAUUCUUCGGAGGACAUAUUCUUGCCAGUGCAUUGUGCUGUCUGUUCAACGAACGUUGCUGUAAUGGAUCAUGACGAAGUUUAUCACUUUUUCAAUGUGCUAACGGGUUAUGCAUGA
Cooperia oncophora is the source of this 297-nucleotide messenger RNA. NCBI's taxonomy places the organism in Eukaryota, Metazoa, Nematoda, Chromadorea, Rhabditida, Trichostrongylidae. The record is from the annotation of a GenBank genome assembly.